Closterium sp. Yama58-4 is the source of this 1923-nucleotide messenger RNA. The record is from the annotation of a GenBank genome assembly. Lineage: Eukaryota; Viridiplantae; Streptophyta; Zygnematophyceae; Desmidiales; Closteriaceae.
AUGUUCGAUGGGAUCAUACGGUGGAGGCAGCACGCCGAACCCUGCGAUACAAUCACAUGGAUUGACCAGCUCAAAAACGAGUACCCCAAGGGCUUCGGUACAAUCACAGCCAUGCGGGUGGGGCAAAUGCACAACCUAAAAUACUACCCGUUUCAGGACUGGGCGUUUGAAGUCAUGAGAUCUGUGCUGCUGGAGACAGAAAUGGCGUCGAAUGCAACCAACUGGCCGCUGCCGGUGCCGCGGCGGGUGCACGGAAAGGCGAUAGAGGCGGCGGGGGAUUUCGGGGAUUUACACCGUGUGGUUGGGGAGAAUUUCUACGUUACCACUCAAUGUUACAGCGAGGCGUUUCCCGGGCGAAUCAUGAACGGCACCCAGCUGACCCUGGUGGAGGCCUCAGGCUCCUACGACUUCACCAUUCGUACAGCCGUGACGCCCGAGCGCAGUGCCGAGUUCUUUCAGGAGCUUCAGAGGACAUGGGAGGAGCUCAGUGAAGCAGCCACCGACACGCACCUGCGGGCCACUGACUUUCACCUGUACCGGCGGCGAGUGAGGGAGGGCGUGCUGCGGAUGGGGUACUACUGGUAUCAGUUCAUGCCUCUCACCCGCGGGUCAGCGAUGGUGGGCAUUAUCUCCAUCCUCGGCCUCUCCCUGGCUGCUGACAUGGAAACUCUCUCACUCAUCCCAAAAGAUGUUCAGGUGGACUGGGAGGCGAUCCUAAAUCCGCGUUUUAAGCAGUUCAACGACUCGGUAUCGCCCUGGUUCUACAGCAAGGUUGCGCCCGCGCCCUGGCACUUGCCACGUGUCAGCGAGGCAUUGCCCACCACGCGCCACGUCAUCGCAGCGCUUAGUUACGACCUGGAAUCUGACGACUAUGACGAUGAUAAAGCUGGCAACGAUGAUGUCGUUCCCCCGCGGGAGUUUCUGCACCCGAAGGUUCCGCCGAUUGCGCGGGGGAAUCGCGGAAGGAAUACUCCCCUCGCCGUUACCUUCCCAGCCAAAACUCUCGCAAAACUCUCGUGCAGGGACGGUGCGCCGCGGUCGUCCGCAAUGUAUUGCCUUAGAGCCAGGGUCCCAUGCGCCGCGCAGCCGCACUCCGUUGCGCUACUAGCUCCCCGCGCGGCGCAAUCGUGCAGCUCGCGGCAUUUUCUUAUGCCCGUCUGUCCCACGGUAGCGCGCAGUUCCCGUGCAGUUUUACUUCUUCCCCGCGCUAUAAACCACGUGGAUUCCCCUUGCGCGGAUUCAGGCGCUCGUUUCCCGCGCGCAGCGUUGCGCGCCAAGCGGUAUAUCGAGUUUGAUUCGGUUAGAUUGCAUGCCUCGCGGGGGCUGUGGCCGCUGACGUGGCAGCAGCAGCGUCAACGACAGCAGCAGGAGAGGCGAGGGGUUCAGGGCAUUAGAGGGGGCAGGGAGGCGCGGCGGGGGUUAAGGGUUUAUGCAGGGGCGAAUUCCGGGGAGGAAAGAUGGAGCCUGAAACGGGCGGGAAGCGGGCUUGAACGGAGUGAUAUUAGCGAGAGUGAUUCAAAUGGCAUUGAUGACAGGGGUGAUUCUAAAGGGGGCGAGUUGGAGGGUGAGGGAAGAAGAGAGGAGGAGAGAAGGGAAGGAGUGAAGGGGGGAAGAGGAGAGGUGGAGGCAGAGGGAGAAAAGGUGGGGCAGGGUCAAGUGAAGAAGCCACUUCACGUGGUGCUUGUGUGUCCUCAGAUCCCAGGCAACACAGGCUCCAUCGCCCGCACAUGUGCUGCCACGGCCGUUCCACUGCACCUGGUCAAGCCCCUGGGGUUUGACAUCACGGAUUCAAAGCUCAAGCGAGCAGGGCUGGACUACGUAUGUGGUGGUGAACAGGUCAAGCGGGCAGGGCUGGACUACUGCCCGUACGUGGUGGUGACCGUGCACGGCAGCUGGAAGGCGUUCAUGGAGUAUUCCAGGUAG